AGAGAGGUGUCAGGAAGACGGAGGACCCGCGGCAGCUGCAGCAGGAAGGGAGCGUGGCGGUGGCUUACAGGUGCGCUCUUCCCAGGGGGAGUUCUAGACAGAGCGGGAGGCUGUUUGCCAGGUGGCCCCGGCCGGCACCAUCGCCCUCUGAGCCCACUGACCCCCAGCACUGAACGGUUUUUCAUAAGAUGGGAACUCUGAUCACACUUAUUGGAAUCUGGAUGAGCUGCUCCCUAGUGAAAGCAGAUUCAAAAGCAGUGACAACAUCCUUGACUACGAAGUGGUUUUCCACACCAUUAUUACUUGAAGCAAGUGAAUUUUUAGCAGAAGAAAGUCAAGAGAAAUUUUGGAAUUUUGUUGACGCCUGUCAAGACUUUGAAUCAUCUAAUCAUUAUGGUACUGAUUAUUCCUCUUACCAAGCAAUGCUGCAAGCAGCUUACUGGAAUCUUUCACCCUUGCAGCAAAAUUUGUUGAAAUUUGCUUUGUCUUUACGUUCCUAUUCGGCCACAGUCCAAGCAUUUCAGCAGAUAGCAGCUGAUGAGCCUCCACCAGAAGGGUGUAACGCAUUCUUUGUUGUCCAUGGAGAGAAGACUUGUGAAUAUGACAAACUUGGAAUGCUUUUACAAACAGCUUCAGAAAGGCCAAAGCCUUUUAUGUUCAAAGGUGACCACAAAUACCCAAUUUCAAACCUUGAAAGUCCUGUUGUAAUAAUGUAUGCUGAGAUUGGCUCUGAGGAGUUGUCUAGAUACCACAAGCUACUUGUAUCAAAAGCCAAUACAGGAGAAAUCACCUACAUCCUUAGGCACUACAUUGCUAAUCCAAGCAAGGAAAAAGUCUACCUGUCAGGCUAUGGAGUGGAACUGGCCAUUAAAAGUACAGAAUAUAAGGCCAAGGAUGAUGCCCAGGUGAAAGGUACAGAAACGAAUGCAACGGUAAUAGGUGAAAAUGACCCCAUUGAUGAAGUACAAGGAUUUCUGUUUGGGAGACUAAGGCAGCUGCAUCCUGACUUGAAAGAAGAAUUGAAAGAAUUAAGAAAACAUCUUGUUGAAAGUACCAAUGAAAUGGCACCAUUGAAAGUGUGGCAAUUACAAGAUCUAAGUUUUCAAACUGCUGCCCGCAUUCUGACUACUCCCACUGUGUAUGCAUUGAUGGUCAUGAAAGAUCUAAGUCAGAAUUUUCCUACAAAGGCUAGAGGAAUAAUGAAGACAGUUGUUUCUUCAGAACUCAGAUCUGAAGUUGAAGAGAACCAAAAGUACUUCAAGGGAACAUUGGGAUUACAGUCUGGAGAUUCUGCUCUAUUUAUCAAUGGACUCCACAUAGAUCUGGACACACAAGACAUAUUUAGCUUGUUUGAUGUGCUGCGGAAUGAAGCUCGUGUUAUGGAAGGACUGCACAGUCUAGGAAUUGUUGGCCUUUCCAUGCACAAUGUGUUAAAGCUGAACAUCCAGCCAUCUGACUCUGACUAUGCUGUAGAUAUCAGAAGUCCUGCUAUUUCAUGGAUCAAUAAUCUUGAAAUUGACAGCAGAUACAAUUCUUGGCCUUCCAGUAUUCAGGAGCUACUGCGCCCUACCUUUCCUGGUGUAAUCAGACAAAUAAGAAAAAACUUUCAUAAUUAUGUCCUCAUAUUUGAUCCAUCCCAUGAGAGCACAGCAGAAUUGCUUAGUGUGGCUGAAGUGUUCCUUAGUAACCACAUACCGCUGAGGAUUGGUUUAGUGUUUGUAGUUAAUGACUCUGAAGAUGUUGAUGGUUUACAAGAUGCUGGGGUCGCCCUUCUUCGAGCAUACAACUAUGUUGCACAAGAAGUAGAUAACAAUUUUGCCUUCCAGAUACUUAUAUCUAUAUAUAGCAAAGUAAAUGCAGGGGGAAAACUGACAGUAGAACAUGUGGUUAGUGUUCUUGAGAAACAGUAUCCUUAUGUAGAAGUAAACAGCAUCCUAGGAGUCGAUUCUGCCUAUGAUCAAAAUAGGAAGGAAGGACAUGGUUACUACGAGCAGACAGGUGUGGGCCCCUUACCUAUUGUACUUUUUAAUGGGAUGCCCUUUCAAAAAGAGCAGCUGGAUCCUGAUGAACUGGAAACUGUGACAAUGCAUAAAAUCUUGGAAACCACCAGUUUCUUCCAAAGGGCUGUAUACUUGGGUGAACUGUCAAAUGAUCAAGAUGUGGUAGAAUAUAUAAUGAGCCAGCCUAAUGUUGUUCCAAGAAUCAACUCUCGGAUUUUGAUGUCUGACAGAGAGUACCUAGAUCUAACUGCAACUAAUAAUUUCUAUGUGGAUGAUUUUGCUAGAUUUACAUUCAUGGAUUCCAGAGACAAGACAGCUGCUAUUGCCAACAGCAUGACUUACUUGACAAAGAAAGGAAUGUCUUCCAAGGAAAUCUAUGAUGAUGCUUUUGUUAGACCAGUGACCUUUUGGAUUGUUGGAGACUUUGACAAACCAUCUGGAAGGCAACUGCUAUAUGAUGCAAUCAGACACCAGAAAUCCAGCAACCAUGUCCGGAUUGGUAUGAUUAGCAACCCCAGUGAAGAACCAGACAGCAAGAACACAAUCAUUGCCAGAGCCAUAUGGGCGGCCUUGCAGACACAGACAUCGAACAAUGCCAAAAACUUCAUCACAAAAUUGGCUAAGGAGGAAAAUGCAAAAGCUCUGGAGGCUGGAGCUGAUAUUGUAGAAUUUGCUGUUGGAGGUAUGGAUAUCAAUUCUUUUAAGGCUGCCUUUGAAUCUCCUAAAGUGGAUUUUAUUCUUUCACAUACCAUGUACUCAAGGGAUGUUCUUAAACUGAAGAAAGGUCAGAGGGCAGUGAUCAGCAAUGGAAGGAUUAUUGGUCCAUUGGAAGAUGGUGAGCUUUUUAACCAGGAUGAUUUCCACUUGCUAGAGAAUAUUAUAUUAAAGACAUCUGGGCAGAAAAUAAAAACUCAUAUUCAGCAGCUGGGAGUAGAGGAAGAUCUAGCCAGUGAUCUUGUAAUGAAGGUGGAUGCUCUUCUGUCUGCUCAGCCAAAAGGAGAGGCAAGAAUAGAAUACUACUUUUUUGAAGACAAAUACAGUGCAAUUAAGUUAAGACCAAAGGAGGGAGAGACAUAUUUUGAUGUUCUGGCUAUUGUUGACCCUGCUACCAGAGAUGCACAAAGACUCGCUCCAUUACUUAUGGUGUUGAAUAAACUAAUAAACAUGAACCUUAGAGUUUUUAUGAAUUGCCAGUCCAAACUCUCUGACAUGCCUUUGAAAAGUUUCUAUCGCUAUGUUUUGGAGCCAGAGCCCACUUUCACAGAUGACAAACUACUUGUUCCUGGCCCAGUUGCCAAAUUCUUGGAUAUGCCUCAGUCUCCCUUGUUUACUCUGAAUCUAAACACUCCUGAAAGUUGGAUGGUGGAGUCUGUAAGAACAUCAUAUGAUCUUGACAAUAUCUAUUUAGAGGAGGUGGAGAGUGUUGUGGCAGCUGAGUAUGAAUUGGAGCACCUCCUUUUGGAAGGGCACUGCUAUGAUAUCACCACAGGGCAGCCCCCCCGAGGACUUCAGUUCACGCUAGGAACAUCAACAAACCCCGUUGUUGUUGACACCAUUGUAAUGGCCAACUUAGGCUACUUCCAAUUAAAAGCCAAUCCUGGUGCCUGGUUUCUGAGACUCAGAAAGGGGAGGUCUGAAGAUAUCUACAGGAUCUAUAGCCAUGAUGGUACAGAUUCUCCUCCAGAUGCCAGUGACAUUAUUGUUGUUAUCAACAAUUUCAAGAGCAAAAUUAUUAAAGUGAAGGUUCAGAAAAAACUCGAUAUGCUAAAUGAAGACUUGCUAAGUGAUGGAACUAAUGAGAAUGAGUCUGGAUUUUGGGAGUCUCUUAAAUGGGGAUUUACAGGUGGACAGAAGAAAGAAGAAGUGAAACAAGAUAAAGAUGAUGUGAUCAACAUAUUUUCAGUGGCAUCAGGACAUCUAUAUGAAAGAUUCCUUCGCAUCAUGAUGUUAUCUGUGCUAAAAAACACACAGACGCCCGUGAAGUUCUGGUUCUUGAAGAACUAUUUGUCACCUACAUUUAAGGAGUUCAUCCCGUAUAUGGCUGCUGAAUACAAUUUCCAGUAUGAACUAGUCCAAUAUAAAUGGCCACGAUGGCUUCACCAGCAAACGGAGAAGCAGCGUAUCAUCUGGGGUUACAAAAUCCUCUUUCUGGAUGUGCUUUUCCCCCUUGCUGUGGAUAAAUUCCUGUUUGUAGAUGCUGACCAGAUUGUGCGGACAGACCUCAAGGAGCUAAGAGAUUUCAACUUGGACGGGGCACCUUAUGGAUAUACGCCGUUCUGUGAAAGCCGAAGAGAGAUGGAUGGCUAUAGAUUCUGGAAAUCAGGAUACUGGGCGAGUCAUUUGGCUGGAAGAAAAUACCACAUCAGUGCUCUCUAUGUUGUGGAUCUGAAGAAGUUCAGGAAGAUAGCUGCAGGAGACCGGCUCAGAGGGCAAUACCAAGGACUUAGCCAGGAUCCCAACAGUCUCUCCAAUCUUGAUCAGGACUUACCCAACAACAUGAUCCAUCAAGUACCCAUUAAAUCGCUCCCACAAGAAUGGCUUUGGUGUGAAACAUGGUGUGAUGAUGCUUCAAAGAAGAGAGCAAAAACCAUUGAUUUGUGCAACAACCCCAUGACCAAAGAGCCGAAACUUCAGGCAGCUAUGAGGAUUGUCCCUGAGUGGCAGGACUAUGAUCAAGAAAUUAAGCAGCUGUUCAAUCGUUUCCAUCAAGCGAAAGCAUCAGGAACACUUUUUACAACAAAUGAAACAAAACAACAAAAUCAAGAAGAUACGGCAGCACAUACGGAAUUAUGAUCCAUAGUAACAAACCAAGUGAGACUAUUUCAUAGACAAUUUUUCUAUCAAAUGCUAGUUUUUUUUCUAGUAUACUUGCAAAACUCCUGAGUAAACUAAGGCAGGGGGUGAUGUAUAUUGCGAUUGAGUUGAUAUCUGCAAAUGGAAUAGGAUCUGGAUGAUUGGAACGAGUGUAACUGGUUUUAUUUGCACCUGCAAGAGAUGGAAGAGCCCACAGAAGAAUGCAGAAUUUUGCUAACAAUUGAAGUACACUGAAAAGUUUCUUCAUCUAGCUUUUGGCAGAGUACACAAGUGGUCAUCAAGAUUCUGAUCAUUGCCUCUAUCUUUCUCAAGAGCCCAGGGCGCUACUCGGAGAGUGGGCAAAACUCUGAGAGUAUUACUUAGGCAUUUUUGUCUCAUUUUCAGGGUUUGAGGCAGAGCCAACUUUUUCAGGUUUAAACAGGGCUUGGUUUCAUGCCUUGGACUGACUGACACAGUUGCAGAUGUCAAAUGGAUUCUUUAUUUUUUAAUGACACCCUUGAUUCUGGUAUAAGAACUGAAAUUCUUUUAUUUAAAAUGAGACAUUGUGAAUAUCAGAAGUGUUAACUCAUUGUAAAACAAAAUGUCAGAGCAAGUCAGCAGACUUCAGAAAUAUACAUUUGCAAAUAAAUGUAUAUUUUAAUGAAGCAAACCGUGUGUGGCACCCAACUUUUUUUUUUUUUAAAGAGAAUAUCUUCCCUCAAAGUUAUUGAAGAUUGCAAAAUUAUUAGGGCAUUAUGACUUUUGUGAUUUUUGUCUUUUCAUGAAUGUACUUGGUUUAUGCAAAUCUGUGGAAACUUUUUGAAUAUGUAAAUUUCAUAAGUUUAUUUUUCUCAAAGAUAAGUGUGAUGUCAGGUCAAUAAAGCCUUAGCGUUCCUAGA
Messenger RNA from Hemicordylus capensis (graceful crag lizard), 5692 nucleotides. RefSeq names its product UDP-glucose glycoprotein glucosyltransferase 1 (gene UGGT1). NCBI's taxonomy places the organism in Eukaryota, Metazoa, Chordata, Lepidosauria, Squamata, Cordylidae. Gene Ontology annotation, cellular component: endoplasmic reticulum. The coding region runs from base 189 to 4793 and encodes 1534 amino acids. The transcript is spliced from 41 exons. Gene Ontology annotation, molecular function: UDP-glucose:glycoprotein glucosyltransferase activity. The record is from RefSeq and is a predicted model, not a curated record.